Messenger RNA from Oncorhynchus tshawytscha (Chinook salmon), 3818 nucleotides. It is a transcript of the gene wdr95, whose product is annotated as WD40 repeat domain 95. Gene Ontology annotation, molecular function: calcium ion binding; protein binding. NCBI's taxonomy places the organism in Eukaryota, Metazoa, Chordata, Actinopteri, Salmoniformes, Salmonidae. Bases 139 to 3387 code for a protein of 1082 amino acids. The record is from RefSeq and is a predicted model, not a curated record. The transcript has 30 exons.
CCUUGAGAAGCAGAGGCUGUGCGCUGAACUGGUUCUGAAAGGCUGAGCUCCUCCAUUUCCUCCACUCUAACAGACAAGUGAACACUGGACCGGGCUGACAGGCACACAAACAGACACAGACAUACAAAGACUGCUGGGAUGCCGCUGUGGAAAAAAAUUCGCCCUUCUUCAGCUGCUGGGAAACUAGAGGCUCAGAAUGUGUCCAGCGUCUUUGCUGAGGUGGGGAGUGCAGGAGAGCGAGGGACUAAGAUGUCGGGGCCAGAGCAGCGGGGAGAGAGAUCGGACCCUGGUGUCGCGAGGGUGUACCUGGGGGCCGUGUCAGAGGACAGGCCACCUCCUAAGUGGCUGGAGCGUGAGCUGCUGAGACAGGAGAACCGUCGCCACUCUGUAACCAUGGGAGACCAGGUCAAACUGAGGUCACGACUACUCUACAGUGACGAUCCCACACACAGCCUCAGCAAGCUCAAGAUUGAGCAGAGAGUAUCCCUUGAAAGCCUGACAAAGCUCAAACUGGCAUUUGAGGAAUUUGAAAUGGGUGGCCAAAGAUCACUGGAUGUGUUGAACUUUGGACUGAUAGUGAAGAAGUGUUUGGGCUUACACAACAUAAACAAUGGCCAGAUCCAAGAACUAUUCAUGAAGAUCGAUUAUUCUGGCCAGGGGAGGAUUGAAUGGGAUGAGUUCUGUACGUACAUGCAGUUGGAGUACACAGAGAAGGAGGAGUCAGUGUUGCGUGGCAAACAGGUGGCGUUCUCCCUGCCAGCCACGGUCAGGGCACUAAGCCAUGGAGAGCCCAUUCUGCGAGUCCACUCCACCCCCGAUGGCACCAUCAUCACCGUCCGCGAGGAUGGGGCUGUCUACUACUGGAGCCCCGAGCUCAACCUGAAGAGGAGCAAGAGCGUGUUUCAUGAAAGACCUGUGAGCAGAAAACCAAAAUGGGCAACUGAUUUUAUCACCAUGCCACAGUACAACAAACUUAUCAUGGGAACAGGAGACAGAGAGAUCCAGUUGUAUGAGCUGUCCUCUCUAGAGCCGUACUGUCAGAUCAGUUCCCUGGAGACAGUCCCUCUGAGACUGGACUACUGCUACACCGGACCUGAUGAGUGUUCUAUUUUGUAUGGAGACUCCCAGGGCUGCGUGAAUAUCAUAUUAAUUACCUCCGUGGGGGAGACUCUGAGAAUGUGGAAGAAAUUACCAAAAAUUGAGAAUGUGCCUAACAUCGGGAUAGACAACGCAGUGCUUUCUCAGAAUGUGACAUACAUUCGAUGGAAGGUCCACCAGGACUGGGUGACAAAGGUGAAAUAUUUUCCAGACAUUUGUGCGAUUGUUUCCACCUCCAAUCAUGAAGCCUCUUCCCUCGUCAUAGGCUGCGUUCUCCCGUCCACCAACAUCGAGCAGCAGAUGAGGGAAAUCAGGGAGGUGUGUCAGGAUGGGAAGGCCAAGAGAGCCCUUUCUAAUAACAAUGGGUCUCCUCAGCCCCGGGCACCAUGUGACCAGACCGUCUUCAAUGUCUACAAGGGCGUCAUGACCUUUGACCUCAGCAAACAGCACAACCUGCUGGUGACCGGAGGGAUGGACAGGGUGCUGCGUCUGUGGAACCCCUAUGUCCCUGGGAAGCCCACAGGUGUGUUAAAGGGACACUCUGCUCCCAUCUUCUACCUCUUCAUCUCCUCAGAGGAAAACCGUAUAUUUUCUGUCUCUAUGGACAACACUGCCAAGAUCUGGGAUAUCCAUGACCAAAUCUGCCUCAUCACAGCCCACCCCAAAGCCAGCCUCAUCCGUGGAGACAUGUCUGCAUGCCUGUAUUCUCCUUCCAUCAAGGCACUGUACAUCGCAGCAGACUCACUAGCGCUGCUCUCUCUCAGGACCAGUCCCCAGCCCCAGGGACAUCUGAUCGUGUCUCACAUGGAGCCUGUGUUGUGCUGCGGCUAUAGCCACGAGUUCAGACAGGUCGUCAGCUGCACAGAAGGAUCCGUGGUGAAGGUGUGGGAUUUCGACACAGGGAGCCAUGUGUUUGAAUUUGGUGGUGCCCACGGACAGUCUGCCAUUACCUGUAUGACUUUUGACCCCAAGGGAAGGAGACUGGUCACUGGGGGGAGAGAUGGCAUUCUAAAGAUCUGGAACUUUAACAAUGGUCAGUGUCUGAAGAUACUAAAAAAAGAUGGGGAGUCCAACGAGGUGUGUGACUGCACCUACCUGACAGUCCACAGAAACACGUAUGUGAUGUCUGUUGGAUGGGACCGCAGGAUUGACGUCUACUCUGAUUCACCAGAUGAGCCUCACCACAUCCAGAAGCCUCAGCCCUCAUGGCAAGAUGAUCUGAGGAGGGGCCACAUAGAGGACAUCCUGUGUGUGGCCCAGUGUCCCCCCUCACUACUAGCCACCAGCAGCUAUGACGGGGAGGUCAUUGUGUGGAACCUGGUCUCCGGACACAUCCAGUGUCGCUUUGCCAGCCAUCUGCAACCUGACUGCUGCCAUGCCCAAGGGAUGGAUACCUGUGUUCCCAGCAUCAUCUUCCUGAGGAGCCGAGCAUUACAUGCUAAGUUCUCCUCCGCUGCAUGCCUCCUGUCCUCAGGACCCACAGGUUGCAUUCAUUUCUGGAACGUGCUCAACGGUGGGAAAUUAUUGGCCAACUUCGAUGCAUCUAGGUUCCAGCAGCUGAUCACUAAACUGGCAGUGACAAAGGAAGACACCUCACUGUAUGUGGCUGAUCAACUUGGCUAUGUCUAUGUUUAUGACAUAAAGACAUACGCUCUUGGCUCAGAGAGAACCCCACCGAGAGCUGAAAACUACUGGCGUGCCCAUACUGGCAGCAUCACCGGGUUGCAGAUUGUUGACGAUGACCAAGUACUGCUCACCUCGUCUAUAGACUGCACUGUGCGCCUGUGGAGUGCUGACGGAGAGUUCAUAGGGACGUUUGGGCAGCGGGACAAUUGGAGCAUCCACACCCCUUCCUCCUGGAAGCAUCCUGCCGUUCCCUAUGAGAUCCUGAUCGACCCUCUGAGUAUGCCAGCUCACCGCAUCCUGGAGGGAGAGACCAGAGUGUCCGAUGUCAAUAACGCUGACAAUUCUGAGGCCACUAGCACCGAGCAAAAGUCCAACUCGCCCAGCAAGCUUAGACACCCUCCACUGUCCUUCAGCGACACAGACAUCAUGGAGGAGAUGAAAACCUCUUGUUACACAGAAGAACAUGGGAAACGACUCCGACAUGAAAUAUUCAAGCAUACUAACAAGCCACCCAAUCAUGGCGGACCCAAGGCCUACCACACUCUCAAGUACUUUGAUAUCGUCGACACCCCAGCCACCUGCGAGAGGCCUGAUCUUUCCCUGGCUGACAUAGAUCCUUUCAUGUCCAGCUUUGUGGAGCAGGAGUUGGCUGAAUUCCAAUAAGAUCCCAAUUGUAACAGGAACUCAAACUGUGACCAUAGGUCCUGUGCACCAUGAACUCAACAUGCUUCAAGGACAGAGGAGUUACAACACCAUCACAAGUAAUCAGAAGAGCUGAAAUGUGAGCUGUUGCACAACUUUAAAGAGUUGCACAGUCCUGGAUUGAUUAGGGGAGACCGGGGUUUGUUGUCACACUUUUUUACUAAUUAGUGUAUUUCUCAGCACCAGUACAUCUUACAAGACUAUUUUCAAUAAGAUUAAGACCAAGGUCUGGGUUGAAAUGGGGACCAUUUCUAUCCUCUUAUCUUAUUCCAACAUGGAGUUAUAAGCCAUUAAACAUUCUCUGUCCACUUGUGACAACCUGGGCCCAGAUUUACAAAACACUUCUUACGCAAGAAUGUAAGAAGCUUCUAAAGAAAAAAAAAAGUAAAUAA